Cotesia glomerata is the source of this 1998-nucleotide messenger RNA. RefSeq names its product GPI transamidase component PIG-S (gene PIG-S). The transcript is spliced from 8 exons. Gene Ontology annotation, cellular component: GPI-anchor transamidase complex. Gene Ontology annotation, biological process: attachment of GPI anchor to protein. NCBI's taxonomy places the organism in Eukaryota, Metazoa, Arthropoda, Insecta, Hymenoptera, Braconidae. The coding region runs from base 404 to 1996 and encodes 530 amino acids. The record is from RefSeq and is a predicted model, not a curated record.
AAUAAAAAUAAAUUCCAGAGUUGGAAUAAAAUUAAAGAUGUGACAAUCCGAGCGGUAGAAGAAUCAGCAAGAACUGUGGACCCUCGCGUUUGGGUUCUGGUUAUGGACUGCAAUGGGUUGUAGUGUGUUGCUGUAACUUAUCCCCCUUCCCUUAUUACCCUAUUCAUUGUCAUGGGUUUUUCGUCGUACUUCUUUCAGCAAGUUCAGAAGCACUGCUGUGACGUUGUACAGCUAAAGUUAAAAAUACUUUACAAAAACUAUCCACUUAAUAUAUUUAUAUUUAUAAUAUUUAAGAAGAUAAAUAUUUAAUUUUUCUUCUGUAAUUUAAUCACAAACAUAACCAAUGAAUUAACAUACAAGUCUUUGUAAAUUGACGUUAUCUUUAUGCCCAAUAGAUAUAAAAAUGUUUGGAGAAAAAUAUCGAUUGUAUGCAAGUGUAUCAUUUGCAUUUUUAUUACUUGGAAUUGGAGUGCCUCUAUGGUGGCAUACCACAGCAGUACCACGUGUGACACUGCCGUACUCCGGAAUCGGGGAAUUAUCAAACCUAAAUAUCAAAAUACGCGGUCAUGUUAUAAUUGCAUCGGCUUCCGAGCAGCAUGCUCAAGUUAUAACAAACCAAAUUAAAAUGGCGUUUGAAAAUUCAACGCUAUACAGCCUCAGUGUAUCAUAUGAAGUUAUAUCUAAGAAUCUUGUAAAUUCAGUUUUUACGCAAUAUGACCAUGAGAAAAUCGCUCGUACGUUUGACAUUGGAAUCGGAGAUUUGUUAUUUCUCGAAGCGCCCAAUCUAAAUGAGAUUAUUGUUGGUCAUCAUCGGGCUAUUUUUUUCCCAACAAAUACUGAUGCGUUUAAACUGGUACAAAUAUUGUCUCACAUGAUUCUCAGGGAUGAAUCACUGAUUUUGACAAGAAACGCUAUGACAGAUCCAACAAAAUACAGCUUGGAUGAAGAAAAUCGUCGCAGAUUUCCUCCGAGUUCCACUUACGAUGUUUUACUUACAGUAGUUAAUCCAGACCCUCAAAAAUUAAUAGUUAAAUGGGAUCUGUCUAAUAUAACUCGGGACUAUCUUGAGCCAUUUUUGGAUCAAUUGUCAGUCAUAGCAAAUUUUUCUGUCAAGUCGCAAUGGCUGUACUUGAUGCCGCUGGAUAUUACACCGAAGCAAAUACCCGACAGCAGUGAAUUGGGAAGACACUUUGCUUUGUCAGAGAGUAUUUUACCGCAAUUAAUAACACCGCUAGAAAAAAAAUUGGCUUCUCAAGUAAGUUUGCAUCCGUGUAUAAAUCUCGUAAUGUACUCAGUUCCUUGUGAUCAAUCACCUUUGUAUAUUUAUACCAAGAGCGGGCACAAAUCAAAAUCUGUAAACAAUGUCAAAGCAUUUUUAUCUCCUCGUUGGGGAGGUGUAGUAAUUUCAAACUCUCCGACUGACGUUUGUAAACAGGCAAUUAAAAGUAAUUACGAAAAACCUGCUGAAGUUGUUCCAAAUGCGGUAACGAUCAUGGGAGUUUUCUUGUCACAGCUGAGACUUUUAUUAGGAAUUCCAGAGCCGGAUGAUAAAAUUCCGGGGAUUAUGGUAACUCCCACGCCCGGGGAAUCGAUUCUCCGUGAAUGGGAAUUCGACGCGCUUUUACGGGUUCGCGCGAUCGAACAACUUACAUCAGCAAAAUUAACUUUACAGUCACUGGCACAACUUUUGGAGGAAAUUAGUAAUAUUGUUAUUACUGAAACUGUCGGAAAUAGAAUAAAGACUGCUCUUGACCUUAUUCAUCUAUCAGCGGAAAAAUUACUCGAUGGAAAAUUAAUGGAGGGCUUUUCUUUGAGUAAAGAAUCUUUUGUUACCGCAGAGAAAGCUUUCACAGAUCCGUCGUUAUUGGCGCUUUUAUACUUUCCUGAUGAUCAAAAAUAUGCAGUGUACAUUCCUUUAUUUUUGCCCGUAAUGAUUCCAGUAUUAUUAUCUUUGAAAAAUAUAACCCGGUAUUUUUUAAAUAAAAAAAGUCAUUGAAA